AUGGAGAAUGGCACAGCACAUUCAGAACACCCACCGGCCGAAGCUGGUGCAAUGGUGGACGUGGACCUCCGCACGGCGGCGUCGUUCGUGGUGGCUGCGGUGGCCCUCUACUUCCUGGUUGAGCAGCUGUCCUACCACCGCAAGAAGGGGGCGCUGCCAGGGCCGCCGUUGGUGGUGCCUUUCCUUGGCAGCGUGGUGCACAUGUUCCGCGAUCCAGCGCGGUACUGGGAGGUGAAGGCGGCGCAAGCAAAGGAGUCGGGCCUCGGGUUCGCCGCCGACUGGUUGUUCGGCUACUUCAUCGUCUUCAUCCGCGACUCGGAGCUGUCCCACCGCGUGUUUGCAAACGUUCGCCCCGACGCCUUCCAGUUAACGGGCCACCCUUUUGGGCGUAAGCUCUGGGGGGCGGACAACAUCAUCUACAAGUUCGGCGACGAGCACAAGGAGCUGCGGCGCAGGAUCGCGCCUAACUUCACGUCGCGUGCGCUUUCCACCUACGCGGCAAUCCAACAACGCGUCAUCCUCGGCCACCUCCGGAGGUGGCUCGACCGAAGCGCCGCAGCUGACAACAAGUCCAUGCCGCUGCUUGUGCCCUUCCGCGACAUGAACCUAGAGACCUCGCAGGCGGUGAUGGUAGGGCCGUACCUCACCGAGGAGACGACAGAGAUGCUCCGCAAGGACUACAACAUCUUCAUUGACGGGAUCGUGGCCGUUCCCGUGGACCUGCCAGGGUUUGUGUUCCGGCGCGCGAGGCUGGCCGGGGAGCGACUCAGGCGCCUACUGGCGGAGUGCGCGCGGGAGAGCAAGGCCCGCAUGCGCGCCGGCGGCAAACCGGAGUGCCUUGCGGACUACGGGAUUCAGGAGAUGGUUCGACACAUAGAUGAGGCCGCCAAUGCAGGACUGCCUCCGCCGGCCAACACCUCAGACGAGAAUGUCGGGUCCUACCUCUUCGACUUCCUCUUCGCCGCCCAGGACAAUGUCACCUCCUUGCUUUGCUCGGCAGUCUCCGCCCUGGAGACCCACCCGAACGUAGUGGCCCGCGUGCGCGCCGAGGUUGUCACGGUCUGGUCGCCCGAGUCCGGCGAGCUCAUCACCGCGGAGAUGAUCCAGGAGAUGAAGUACACGCAGGCGGUGGCGCGCGAGGUGGUCCGGCACCGCCCACCAGGGCCGCUGGCGCCGCACAUUGCCCUCCAGCCCUUCCAGCUGACGGAGUGGUACACAGUGCCCAAGGGCGCCAUGGUGUUCCCGUCCGUCUACGAGUCCUCCUUCCAGGGCUUCCACUCGCCGGAAACCUUCGACCCAGAUCGGUUUUUCUCCGACUCGCGCAGGGAGGACGUGACAUACAAGCGCAACUUCCUAGCCUUCGGCGCCGGAGCGCACCAGUGCGUCGGUCAGAGGUACGCACUGUACCACCUCACGCUCUUCAUUGCCUUGUUCGUGACCGUCGCAGAGUUCCAGCGAGACAGGACAGAGGGGUGUGACGACCUGUUGUACGUGCCCACCGUCGUGCCCAGGGAUGGCUGCGCUGUGUACCUGAAGCAGCGCUGCCCUAGCGUCCCAUCCUUUUCCUUGUGA
This is a messenger RNA of Lolium rigidum, 1572 nucleotides long. RefSeq names its product cytochrome P450 710A1-like. Gene Ontology annotation, biological process: sterol metabolic process. Gene Ontology annotation, molecular function: heme binding; oxidoreductase activity, acting on paired donors, with incorporation or reduction of molecular oxygen; monooxygenase activity. The record is from RefSeq and is a predicted model, not a curated record. NCBI's taxonomy places the organism in Eukaryota, Viridiplantae, Streptophyta, Magnoliopsida, Poales, Poaceae. The transcript is spliced from 2 exons. Bases 1 to 1572 code for a protein of 523 amino acids.